AUGGGCACGUUUUUGAUGCUAUUAAAAGUACGGUACAUCGAAGGCACCCCGGUGCUAUCAACUGCAAGUUCCUCCUCCACUGACACGGUCAUUCUGGAAUAUGACGCUGCCAACGAGGUUACGGGACAUUUAGAGGCUCGAACAAUGCCAUCUCUUAGAGUCAUGUGCGAGGCUUCUAGGCGGCCAGAUCAAGCGGCCAUCGGAGCCUGUACAGCAGACGGACAACUUCCAGCAAUGCAUAAUGUUUCUGGCAGCGCCCGUGGUAUCGACAAUGCCAAUGAAGAAGAUGAUAUUCCAUAUCGUCGACGUUCGACUCGCCCGCAGAAACCGACAAAGCGUGCUGCUGAGUCGCGUUUGCAAAGCAGGAAGCGGAAAGACGAUGCAGGUCUUCAACGAGCGUCUGGACGAAGCGCGCAACUCUUUCUCACGUCGCGCGAAGCGCGGCUGUCUAUUGACAUGCUGUACGAGCAGGAUGCGGUGAUCCCGAACGCCGAGGGCUCCGAGAACAGCGUCGAUAUCCAGACUACGCUGCUCAGCGUCACCAUUCAGACCCGCAACCUCGCUACGAACCACUUCGUCGCCCGCACGCGGCCAAGUUGCUGGCGUUCUUGUUGUGGGAUAUUGAUGGGGCAGCUCGACUUGUGCUAUUCCAAUGCAUCGGACAACGCGUCAUCCAUUCGCGAUCAGCUCGUACUCCAGCCGCGCACAAACUUCGGUAGACAUCGUGCUCUUCAUCAUUGUGGAGCUUCUGAUCUACCCCAAGAGCGCCAUACCUUCCGCUUGGCACACAAGGACUGUAGCGGCAAGAUCGACGCGGACGAAGUGGCUGACAUGCUGGAGAACAUCUUCGGUCAGACUAGCGCGGUCACGCAACGCAAGAUCCACAAACACGUCGAGGAAUUCAUACGUGUGGUGGACAAGGAUACCAGCAGGUUGGUGUCGUUCAAAGACUUCGUGGAGGCGCUGAAGAACGACCCACAGCUCGCGAUGGUGGUGUACACGCGACAUAAACCCAUGACCUCGACUCUGGCAGCCAGACGGGAGCAUGUGCUGGCAGCGUUCAAUGAGAACGGGGGCGACUCGGAAGAUGUGAGCGAGAGCGACGAGCCGAAGGUUGUCAACGUGGGCUCUGGCGACAAGAUCCAGCCCAAACUUCCACGCAGGAACCGAAGCCCCUACCAAGCUUCGUCCGUUGAGAAGGGCAAGAUAGUCUGGUCGGCUGCGUCAUCGGCUCCUGCUAUGUGUCGCGAUCACGACGUUCUGAAUGUGGAGGAAUUCACCAGUAGCGACAUCGCGGCGCAGAUGAAGACUGCGGACGUGGAAUGGCUGCUGGAAGAACAUCGCUACGAGAAGAGCCUGGUCCAGGCUGUCGAAGAGCGCCGGUUUGCGACGCUCGAAGACGCCGUGGCCAAUGAACUGCAGGAUCCAGGCUGUGGCGUGGAUGGCCAAGGCCACGUGCAGACUGUGUACGUCCAUGGCCUUGGCACCCUCGACAACGAAGUAGUUGGCAAGUACGAAACAGACGGAUAUGAUGGCGACUUCCAAUAUGCCAGUACAACACAGCGAUAA
Phytophthora infestans T30-4 is the source of this 1569-nucleotide messenger RNA. RefSeq lists its product as uncharacterized. Lineage: Eukaryota; Oomycota; Peronosporomycetes; Peronosporales; Peronosporaceae. The transcript is spliced from 6 exons. Bases 1 to 1569 code for a protein of 522 amino acids. Gene Ontology annotation, molecular function: calcium ion binding. The record is from RefSeq and is a predicted model, not a curated record.